Drosophila ficusphila is the source of this 5652-nucleotide messenger RNA. It is a transcript of the gene Atg17, whose product is annotated as RB1-inducible coiled-coil protein 1. The record is from RefSeq and is a predicted model, not a curated record. NCBI's taxonomy places the organism in Eukaryota, Metazoa, Arthropoda, Insecta, Diptera, Drosophilidae. Gene Ontology annotation, molecular function: molecular adaptor activity; protein kinase binding. Gene Ontology annotation, biological process: glycophagy; autophagosome assembly; autophagy of peroxisome. Gene Ontology annotation, cellular component: phagophore assembly site membrane; extrinsic component of membrane; Atg1/ULK1 kinase complex.
GCAAGGCAUAGGCAAAGACAAAAGUGAGAACGAAAUUUAGAUACAGCCACAGCUGAUGUAAAAUAAUUUGCACCGCCUCAGUGUUUGUUCCCGUUUACAAUUGAUUAAAACCAAAACACACGAACAGACCGCGCUCACUCUCACAACAAGCAGACAACAAUAACACUUGCAUACACACACACUGGCGCACCAUUGUGAAAAUUGAUUAAAGAUUAUAAGCUAAACACUCACAAAGACAAAUACGCGUCGACCAUAAGUACAAACACAUGUACCGAUGAGGAAACACCAUUGAAUUGAGUGAAGCACUGCCAAACCAUAAGUGAGACGACAGGAUCAAAAGGAGGAGGAGGAGGAGCGGGCGUGGGAGAGGGAGGAGCGCGAGCACCCCUUCCACGAAGCGGGAGCCAAGUCGAGGACACAGCGGGAACCCCAACGGAUCCAUGAUGUUGUACGUGUUCCACGUGGACGUCGGCCGCAUGCUGAGCUUCGACAUGAACGUGGCCCUGCAGUCGGUAGAGCACCUGAAGGAGACGAUCCAGAAGCUGCACAACAUCCCGGCCUCCAACAUUGUGCUCUUGGUGAGCGGGGGCGAGAUGCUGACGCACUCCACCCAGGUGUCGUGCUACUCGGCUGGCACCGACACCAAUCCCAUCUACAUGUUCCUCACAGGGGAUGAGCGUCCCGCGCAGACAAUAUCUAAUUCGGACGCCGACGCCGAGCUUCGUCGCCAAGUGGAGGAAAGCCACCGGCUGCCGCCGGCUUUAGAGACGGUCCGUCAGCGCGCGCAGCUGGCGCAGCACAUGCGGGAGCUAGCCAGAAAGGAGGAGGACCUGUGCGAGCGGCUGGUCCACGAGCAGCACCUCCAGCAGCAGGGCUGGUCUGCGGUGGUUGCCAAUAUGGAGGACCUGACGAACGAGUUUCGCGAGCGCUUUCGCAACUUCUGCUCCUCCUUCGAUCGGCAUCUGCAGAAGCGCGAGAGCUACAUGGAGCUGCUGCGCAACUUUGCCGAUGAUCUCAAGCAGCUGGGCAGGAUCCCCAUACUCCCGGCCCUCAUGUCCCUGGCCGAGGCCGAUUUCCAUGGGUUUGAUGAGCUGUUAGACAACGACGACGUAUUCACCGCUCAACAACAGCCGGCGCAGCAGACGCCUGGCCUCACCGAAUCCUCGCAGGCGGACUCGCCAAAUAAGAAGCUCAAGAUGGGCGACGAGGCGGAAGCUGACGCUGGCGACCAGCAGGAGCGCGUUUCCCAGACCUCGACCAGCAGCAGUUCUCUGGCGAGGCGCCACAACCUCAACCUGCUGCAGUGGAUCAGCUCCAAGGGCAACCACAGUGCCCUGCAGCUAAUGUCGGACGAGUGUAUUCAGGGCUUGGACAUUUUCAAUGCGGACAUCUACGAGAAGCUGAAGGAUGAGGUUAAGCAGAUAAUCAAGAUGGCCAACCAGGGCGACGUUAAGGAGAUCAAGGGCCUCGGCGACCGUCUCUGUAAGCUAGAGGAGUUCAAGUUCCGGAUCAAGAACAUGGUGCGCGAGCAGAAGGAGCAGGCACUUGCCCUGCAACAGAACGAGGCGCGUGCGCAGAAUCUGCGCGACAACUCCGUCCUGCCGGACCUCUGCCAAUCGCACCGCUCCCAGCUGCAGGUGAUGCUGGAGAAUCACACUAAGAUACGCGAGUACUGCCGCUGCAUAGCCAACUCCAAGGACGAGCUGGGCCGGAAUCUUCACACGCGUCUCCGCCGGAUCGUUUGGAUCGAGAACGGCAUGAGCGAGUUCGACAAUAGGUUGCUGUUCAACCACCGCUGCCUGCGGCGUGCCGAGCGUCACAUCAGCAUCAUCCAGCAGAUCCACCGGGCGCCUAGCACCUAUGUAGCCGCCGUGGCGGAGGUGGUGCGUCGGAAGAUCUUCUCGGACCAGUUCCGGCAAUGGGCCACUCGGCUCUCUGUCGACUUCGAUCGCAUUCACAGCGAGGAGCUGCGCCGGAGGCGGGAGUUCAAUGAGAGUUUCGAAGGCCAUUUUCUCAAUAUUCUGUUCCCUGGCAUGGGCGACAUGCCUCCAGCUUUUGCGAACGAGCACCCCCUGAGCUUUGACACGCGGCUACCCCAGCUGAGUCGAUCGGACAUGGAGCUGCUCUCCUCGCAGCUGCCGGAACUGGCCGGCCAGCUGCAGUUGCCCGACAUGAAGCCUGUGAUAGACUUUUUCGUCCUCCGCUCGGGCAAGGAUGGAGCGCAGGAGCCAGACCAGGAGCAGGAUACCCCGCUAAUGGCUCCUCGCCUGGCCGAAUUGCAGGCGCACACGACGGCCUCGGACUGCGAAACGGAUACAGAAACGGAGUUCGAGAAGCUCAGCACCACGUCCAAGUGUGUGGCGACAUCGACCUCCGCCAGCUUGGUGGAGCAGGUGGCACGGUCCACUGCCACCGAGAAUCUGCUCAUGCUCAGUGCUGGCACCUUGACGGAAGAGAACGCCGGCAGUCUGCAGAGGAUGCGUACCGACAUGGAGAACAUGGCCAAGUUGGCCAAAGCCUGCCUCGCCGAGGCCCGCUCCAACUUGGGCAUCUUUCGCAGUGACGCCGCCAACUACCAGGAUGAGCUUGAGUCCGAGCUCCACCUUCUGCGCGACAAGUGCAAUGUACUGAAGAUGCAGUGCGACGAGCGCGAGCAAAAGUCCCAGGAGCAGUUGGAAGAGAUGCGUCUGAAACUGCAGCUGGCGGAACAGGAGAAGUUGGCGGCUGUGGCCCAGGCCAGGGAGCAGCUCAUCCACGAGCACAAAACCGAGCUGGAGUCCCUGCGCUGCCGCUUUAAGCUGAUGACCUCCAUGGAGCGGUCGCCCUCGGACAGCAGUCUGGAGAAACUGGAGCGGCCGACGAGCAGCGCUAGCGUGGCCAGCGCGAACACCGGCGUGGAUAUCGACCACCUGCUGGCCCAGCAGCGCCAGGAACUGCUGGCCCAGAGGGAUCGCGCCAUUAGCGAGGCCGUCGAUUCGGAGAGGUCGCUGUGGCAGUCGCGCCUUCUGCCCCUGAACUCUGAAUCUGUGAUGGCCAACGUGGGCAUACUGAAGGACAUGCUGGCCGACAAGGAGCGGCAGCUGGAUCAGCUGCGGGAGCAGAACAAGAUCCUCACCCAGGAGUCGUACCAGCUGAAGACCCGACUGGAGAUGAUCACCAACGAGGACGGCAACAGCUGGCUCAAGGAGAAGAUUGACUACCUAAACAAGGACAAGUGUCGGCUGGAGGAGGAGCUCAGCCAGGAGAAGAGCCGGCGCCAGGAGAUGGAGUCCAGUGUGGCAGCCAUGAGAAGCUCUGCAUACGAUCUGAAUGUGGGCGGCGCCUUGACCCGUUCCAAGUCGGGUGUCAGCUCUGGCCACCGGUCCAUCGCCUUGGAGGGAUGUGCGCGGGGCGAUCUCGUCUUCGUGGUGUGGAGCAUGCGCCAUGCGCAGUUUAUGGUCGUCCAGGACUCGCUCACCCUCUACUUUGUGCACGCCGACAGUCUGGCUGGACUUCAGCUGACGGCUCCGGCCACGCCCACUCCGGCGGUGGAACCCUCGCUGGCGGUUGCGGAACUGAACCAGAUCCCGCUGCCCUACUACGCCAUUGGCCGGGUCAUCGACAAGGAGUACUGCCAGGCGCGAAAGGAUGACAAUCGCUAUCGCGUCAGCAGGGGCUCCAAGUUUUAUCGCAUAAAGCUGGCACCUUUGCCCUCUCGAAAUGCAUCGCGGCGGGAGCGCUUAGAGUCCAGCUCAUCCGCCGCCGUAGCCGCUGCAUCGCCCAGAGAUGUCAUCGAUGCUCCCAGCAGCAGCAGCAGCAGCAGUGUCUACCAGAGCUUCAAGCAGCGCACGGUCAGCAUUACGAGCGUGAAUGAGGAGGAUGACGAGUCAGCCUCACUGCUCAGCGACCGUUGUCGCUAUAUAAGCGUUAGCGAGGAGGAUGAGUUGCAUGCUGCUGGCGGCACUGUGUCGGCAACAAGAGCUUCUGUUGCAGCAUUGACACCAACACCAUUGGCAGCAGCAGCAGCAACAACAACUGCAACGGCUGCAGCGGUGGCGGGAGGGCCGACGACAACUGCGGCGACGGCAGCAACUCAAGCACAGUCUGUGAUAACAGAGCAGCCAACGGCAUCGAGCAAACUUAAACUGGAUCUACUGUUGGCCUCUGCUGAUAUAAUAACACAACCCCCAACACAACAACCACAUCAACCGAGACAGGAGCAAGAAGAACAACUACAACAACAACAACACGGUGAGGUGGAGAGUGCAGCGCCUGUGGCUGAAACAAGUCCCAAUCAAACAAUCCAACCGGAAAACCCGGAACCGGAAACUAUCACCAUCUAUGUGCCCCCCAAUCCCUCAGCAUCGUUUGUCGCAACAACCACUACAAGUGCUAGCAUCCUGGCCAGCAUCACUGCAGAGCCGAUUAUCAGCACAGCACCCAUGCUGCCGAUGUCCAUUGGCACCGCGGCCGUGAGCGAGGACUCCGACGAGUACCGGUCGCUCGAGGGCAAGGAUGAUGGCGAUGCCGAUGCUGAUGAUUUCCCCAUUUCCGAAUAGUGUACGAGAACUGGGAGUUACAUAUAACUACUUAUAUACAUAAAUGGAGUGUGUAUCUAGGCUAAACCUUUUAUUCUAUGUAGGAACCGCAGCAAACAAACAAACCGUACCCAAAAAAAAAAAAAAAAAAAAAAAGCCACAGGGCCAACACCGACACCGACACAAUACAGCAACACCAACAAACAACCACAAAACAGCAAUGUGAAAAGUUAUAUACUUAACUAAUUUAAAGUUUACCAAGUGCAGAAUAUAUAUUCAAAAAGAAACUGAAAACAAAUGUUCUAAUGUAGUCUAUGUCUACAUGAUGAUAUAAUCUUAUCAAAUUUGAAUGCGGGCCUUACCCUUUCAAACACACAACCACACCGACACACAAACACAAGCUAGGAUUUUCAAAAUUUUUAUUUAAAAUAAAAAUAACGUAUUUUAAUAUAUUUACCUUAUAAUCAAAAUAUUUACAUUGGUAGUUUUCGGUUUAAAGUUAUCAUUUGCUUCAUUUAGUGCCAAGAAAAUAAUUUCCAAGUCACAUAAGUUUCGUAGCAAGUAAAAUUAAAGUGGAAAAAACAAAAUUAUAUUUUUUAUAGGCAUUUUUAAAAGACUAGGACACAAAGAGUUUGCACACAUACCCACCCUCACACAAAAAACACAAACACAAACAAACAAACAAACACAAUCUUUUGGGCUCAGCCUGCAGAAAACACAGUUUUAUGCUCAGCUUAAACCACUCUCUUCCCACGCCUACCCCGAAAAUCAAACUUUCUACUCUCUCUCCCCCAAUCUAUAUCUAAGGUACUUUGAUUUUUCGACUUUGUGUAAAUAAAUAAGAAUGGAAAUCGACGAAUAGUUAUUUAUGCCUUUAUUAAUAACAAGGAAACACUUGAAAAUUACAACAACAAAAUAGAUAUAUACACAUUUAAUGAUUUAUGCGUUAAAAGCGAUAAUUUUUGAACGCAGGUGUAAAUAUAAAGAAGAAUAUUUAAAAAUACUUUAAACAAUUUAAAUGAGGAAACGUGUAAACGAUGGUGUAACAAAAGCGGAUUGCUAAAUUGUCAAGCUUACAAAAAAAAGUGUAAAAUCAAAAAUCAAAUAAAAAAUUGUAAACAUUUCAAAACUAAAA